AGAUGGCGCACACAUGUCGGAUACGGAGAACAGUGUUUGGACAAGGAUGAACGACUCGCGCAGAGACUCAGUGAGAGAGGGAGCCCAGCACAGAGUUGUAAUCAACACAUUGGUGAGAACAGGGAAGCAGGCGCGCGGCACGGGGACCCGCCGGAAGAAGCAGCAGCAGUAGCAGCAGCUUCGGCGCGAGCUGAACACAUACCGACCAAACACCGGCAGCACGAGCGACACCGCGGCGGACACCGAGGCGGAGAGGAGGAGGAGGAGGAGGAGAAGAAGGAGGAGGAGGCACCUGCACCGCCACUCGUUCUCCCCCGCUGCCUCCGCGCGCUCUCCCUCUUCUCUCGCCUCCUCACCCCUCUUUUCCUCGCGGACCGCCGCUUCCUCGUUAAGAUGGCUGACCCCAACAGCGACGGAGAGGUACCGGAGAGCGCGCGCGGCUUCGCCCGUCAGGGAGCCCUCCGCCAGAAGAAUGUGCACGAGGUGAAGAACCACAAGUUCAUCGCGCGCUUCUUCAAGCAGCCCACCUUCUGCAGCCACUGCACGGACUUCAUCUGGGGCUUUGGCAAACAGGGAUUCCAGUGCCAAGUGUGCUGUUUUGUGGUCCACAAGCGCUGUCAUGAAUUCGUCACCUUUUCCUGUCCGGGGGCCGACAAGGGACCCGCCUCCGAUGAUCCCCGGAGUAAACACAAAUUUAAGGUGCACACUUACUCCAGCCCCACCUUCUGUGACCACUGUGGCUCCCUCCUGUACGGGCUGAUACACCAGGGCAUGAAAUGUGACCAUUGUAUGAUGAACAUCCAUAAGCGAUGUGUGGCCAACGUCCCCAGCCUGUGUGGGACCGAUCACACAGAGAGGCGAGGACGCAUCCACAUCUCUGCCCAGAUCACGGAGGACACCCUAACCGUCACCAUCAAAGAGGCUAAGAACCUGGUGCCCAUGGACCCCAACGGCUUGUCAGACCCCUACGUCAAACUCAAGCUGAUCCCGGAUCCUAAGAGUGAGAGCAAGCAGAAGACAAAGACCAUCAAAUGUUGCCUCAACCCCUCCUGGAACGAGACCUUCACUUUCAACCUCAAAGAAAGUGACAAGGAUCGCCGUCUGUCCGUGGAGGUCUGGGACUGGGAUUUAACCAGCAGGAAUGACUUCAUGGGAUCUCUGUCCUUUGGGAUCUCAGAGCUACAGAAACAAGGAAUAGAUGGAUGGUAUAAGCUGUUGUCCCAGGAGGAAGGAGAAUACUUUAAUGUUCCCGUCCAGCCAGAUGGAGAGGAUGGAAACGAGGAGCUACGACAGAAGUUUGAGAGAUGGAAGGUAGGUCCAGGGAAGCCCACGGACUCUUCCUCCUCUUCCUCAGUUUGCAAAUAUGACAGCAAUGGUAAUCAGGACCGCGUCAAGCUCUCCGACUUCAACUUCAUCAUGGUUCUGGGCAAAGGCAGCUUUGGAAAGGUGAUGCUGGCUGAGAGGAAGGGCACAGAUGAGCUGUAUGCCAUCAAGAUCCUAAAGAAGGACGUGGUGAUUCAGGAUGAUGACGUGGAGUGCACAAUGGUGGAGAAGAGAGUCCUCGCUUUGUCUGGAAAACCACCUUUCCUCACUCAGCUGCACUCCUGUUUCCAAACCAUGGACCGAUUGUACUUUGUGAUGGAGUACAUUAAUGGAGGAGACCUCAUGUACCAGAUCCAACAGGUCGGCAAGUUCAAGGAGCCUCAUGCUGUGUUUUAUGCUGCAGAAAUCGCCAUAGGACUUUUCUUCCUUCACUCCAAAGGCAUUGUGUAUCGGGACCUGAAGUUGGACAACGUGAUGCUGGAUGCCGAGGGCCACAUAAAGAUCGCAGACUUUGGGAUGUGCAAAGAGAACAUGUUUGAUGGAAUUACCACAAAGACUUUUUGUGGAACACCAGACUACAUCGCUCCUGAGAUCAUAGCCUAUCAACCUUAUGGAAAGUCUGUGGACUGGUGGGCUUUUGGAGUACUACUCUAUGAAAUGCUUGCUGGGCAGCCUCCUUUUGAUGGAGAAGAUGAGGAUGAGCUCUUUCAGUCAAUCAUGGAGCAUCAUGUCUCUUACCCUAAAUCUAUGUCCAAAGAAGCUGUUGCUAUCUGCAAGGGGCUGAUGACGAAGCACCCUGGUAAGCGUCUGGGCUGCGGUCCAGAGGGCGAGAGAGACAUCAAGGAACAUGCUUUCUUCCGCUAUAUAGACUGGGAAAAACUGGAGAAUAAAGAGGUUCAGCCCCCUUUCAAACCUAAAGCUUGUGGGCGCGAUGCGGAGAACUUUGAUCGUUUUUUCACGCGCCACCCCCCAGAGCUGACCCCCCCAGAUCAGGAGCUUAUAGCCAACCUGGACCAGGAAGAGUUCCAAGGCUUCUCAUUUGUUAACCCUGAGUACACUCACACAACUCACUGACCAUGCCACAUAUCACUGGGCAGCACUAGUAAUCCCCUACACCUUGAUAACAUUACACAAAAAAAAUAAAAUGAACAAAAAAAAAAAAAUACCGUGAUGUCAUAUCCAGGCUGCAUUCGGCAGGGUGAAACUUUGACAAGGAUGUUUGACAUUUUGGGUUAUUUGCUUUUUCAUUUUCCUCAAGAAAAUUAGCUAAAACUAUCAAUACUGUGGUUAUUAACGUUCAUCAAACACUCAGUUUGUAUUUUCUAUUCAAAGCUCAAACAAUCUGUUGAUCAAACCAAAAACAGAUGAUGUCCAUUGCUGUCACUGGAUGACUGAAUUUGGUCAGUCCAACUCAAUUUACAGCUUCAUUCAUAUUGUAUUGUUUCAUUCUAGCAAAAUAACUGCAAGUAAUGUUACAAAUACAGGUCAGUUUAAUCAUCAAAGACCUAAACAGCUACCUGCAAUCAAAAAUAUGUACCGAUUUAAAACGUUUAACAACUUUUGGACCAUUAACCCCAUCGAUACAGUUAAAUAAUUCAGGUAAAAUGCAGUUUUUCAGCUUUGCAUGGUCAUUAGAUAUGACCCAUUUGGAUGUUCAGAGGCUCCAUAGUGAAUAUGGAAACACUGUCAUCACAUGCAAUCAACUCACAAGUAAAACUCAUCAAUUUGUGUUUUUAUGUUCAGUUAAGGACAUAUUUUUCUUCAGUUCAUCUCUUCUGAUAUAAUAACCUUUGCAUUUACUCUGAGCUCGUAUUAGCAUCUACAUGAUCAGUAAAUUCAAUAUAGAAAAAUACAUAAUUUUCAGGAAAAAAAAAAUGCAGAACAUAAUAUUAUAAAGGAUGAUAAAUCACUUAAGAAAAGUUCAAUAUGGAAAAAAAAGUAAUUAGAAAAAAUAGCUCUUAAGGGUUUAAGGGUCUUAAGGGUUAACAGGAUUUGCCUGCUACCACAUGAACAAAUGAAUGUAAUGUGAAUACAUUAUGCAUUUCUGCAAAUUUGAACAUCAGUGGAAACACUUGCUGUAAUUAAUAACAUACAGCUGUGUUUAGAUAUUCUUAUCGGGGAAUGCUACAUACUGUGGAUUUAAAUACACAGCACCGUCUAUAAGCAGACAUAGACAGAAGACAAAAAAGAAAAGUCAAAUAGUAGCAUUUCGUGUCACUGGUGACGCCAUUUGGUCAUUACAGCUGUCAAUCAUGUACACCGCCCCUUUUUACAAUCAAAUAAGUUAUCAGAAACAAACUUAUCAGAAACUUAAACACAGAUCAAUUUGAUAAAUGGAACUAAAAAUAAAUCACCAGUAGAAAAAAUAAGUCAAAUGUUACUUGAUAGGGCAGGAUUUAUUCCCGUCUUGAACCAUCCACCAAGUGGUGAUCAAAAUACUCUAACGUCACUGUAGGAAGUUAUUGUGCUGUGUGGGAUUUUUUACAGUGUGUAUUUUUCUCAUUAUGGUACCGGCUCAAUGCGACUCGAUUUUACUCGAUGCAUCAUAUUAUUUUUAUUUAGUCUUCUAUUAAACACUGAUUAUGGCAAAUCACACAACCAUGGUGUGGUAAAAUGAUCAUAUGCAGACUUUCCAACAGUGUUUUGUGCUGCAUUGAGGAUUGCUUCCUAGUAGUUUCAUGUGUUCCACUAAAUCUACUACCACUAAAUCUGCAGUUAAAAACAAAGUACCGAAAGCCAGUGCCGUGCAGUGGAAAAACACCGCUUGGUAUUGACAUAUUUAUGCUAACUCUGAGGAAAAUGCCCCUCCAGAGUCCCCACCAGACCUAAAUAAGCCUCUACAUCACUUAUAACAAAGCAAAUACUCCCCAAAAUGUCUUCCCGAUCCUUCAAAGUCCAGAUGGAAAUGCAGACAGGUGCUCAAAUGCUAACAAUCAGGAUAAAUAGUCCAAUUUUUAUGUGUCCAGUUGCCAGUAGGAGACUAGUUUUCGUUUCCAGAGGUGACGCUGUUUUCUGUGGUUUUAGCAUGUCAUGUUACGCUGCUGCUGCUGCUGCUGCUGCUGCUGCUCUCAUAUCAGCUCCACAGCCUGCAUUUCUAUCUUCAGUGCAGAAACGUCGCCCGUUCCUGAAUGCCGCCCGGCCACUCACAUUAUCAGGUUCAGGUCAACAUCAGAGUUCAGAGCCGACCUGAACCAGCUCUGUCUGUGUCACCCCCUCCUGUAACUGCAUAUUGAGUAUGACGACUUAUCAGUAAUAUAGAUGAGUGUAGUAUGAUCACAUAUUAGUAAUAUUCAUACAGUGUAAGUGAAAACUGACCAAUUGCUUUGCUAUAAUUGUUUGAGUACUAAUCAGUUUCCUAAUGUUGACUUUACUUUUGCCUAUAGGACCAAAUACUUUCUGUUGAGUCAGUGUUGUGGUGAGCUUAUCUGAACUAUUUGCUCAUUUGUCAGACAUCACAAGUCUUUCUACAAACAGUCACCAGGUGUCCACAUCUGGUUAGUGUUGUUAUCUGAAAGCACAUUAUUUUUCUCUUCGCUCAUUACUGAAAACAUUCACCGCAUUACACUGUGUUUUCAAUGACAGAGGAGCAGGAAAGAGCCAUCAUCUCUAACCUUGUACAACAAACAUUUCUGAGAUAUUUCUCAUAUGACAAAACCUUGGAGAGUCUCAUAGAAAAGAUGUUCAAAAGUGCCAAAGCGAGGUUCAGAAUAAUGAUGAUGCAGACUAAAACAGUCCUCAACAACUGUGAAGAAAGGCAGCCAUGUUGUGCCAUUUUGCUGUACAUGUACACACAUUAGAGUAUGCAUUUUAGCUCAUCUGUUCUCCAAUAAUUCAAUACCCUUGGAAAUUCAUUUUCAUAUAUAAAACGACAUGUGUGAGAAGAUGUGUGUUUCAUUGUGAGGCAGAUUGUAUUAUCCUUUUUUGUAACUGUGCAACAAUGCAGGGUAGUAUAAAACAAAACAAACAAAAAAAAAAAAAACGUGUCAAAUCUUGUACUCUGAGCUUGUAUCAAAUGUAGGGGUGAUGAGAGUUUUGUUGUCAUGGCAACAAAAUGAGCACUAAAUGUGAUGAUGGUAAUGAUGAUGACAUAAUGAAAACUAUGAGAUUAAAAAUAAAUGUAUAUUGAGUUCUUUAUCAGAUAGAUAUGUGGAUCAGUUGUUAUGGAUGAAAGAGAGAAGCUUCUGUGGAUUGUGUAAUUGGCCUGUAUGACUGGAAACUGAUAAUAUACUCACUGGUGCCUACCAGAA
Molecule: messenger RNA, 5570 nt
Organism: Sphaeramia orbicularis (orbiculate cardinalfish)
Lineage: Eukaryota; Metazoa; Chordata; Actinopteri; Kurtiformes; Apogonidae
Product: protein kinase C beta type-like
Exons: 17
Coding region: 394-2397 (667 amino acids)
Biological process (GO): protein phosphorylation
Molecular function (GO): diacylglycerol-dependent serine/threonine kinase activity; ATP binding; zinc ion binding
Source: RefSeq, a predicted model, not a curated record